Molecule: messenger RNA, 2553 nt
Organism: Phragmites australis (common reed)
Lineage: Eukaryota; Viridiplantae; Streptophyta; Magnoliopsida; Poales; Poaceae
Product: probable mixed-linked glucan synthase 3
Exons: 3
Coding region: 1-2553 (850 amino acids)
Biological process (GO): cellulose biosynthetic process; plant-type primary cell wall biogenesis
Cellular component (GO): plasma membrane; trans-Golgi network
Molecular function (GO): cellulose synthase (UDP-forming) activity; mannan synthase activity
Source: RefSeq, a predicted model, not a curated record
AUGACUUCACCGGCACCGGCUGCCGGCGCUGUCAGUGAGGGUGAUGGCGGCCUCGCCGACCCGCUUCUAGCGACAGGCAAUGGCACCACGAGGAAGACCGGCGCCGAGUGCGAGUACUGGGUUCCCGCUGACGAGGCGGAGAGGCGGGCGACGAACGAGUGCGGUGGUGAGGACGGCCGGCCGCUGCUGUUCCGGACGUACAAGCUCAAGGGCGCCAUCCUGCAUCCGUACAGGGCACUGAUCUUCAUGCGCCUAGUCGCCGUCCUCUUAUUCUUCGUGUGGCGAAUCAGGCACAACAGAUCCAAUGUCAUGUGGUUCUGGAUGAUGUCCGUCGUUGGGGACGUCUGGUUUGGCUUCUCGUGGCUCCUCAACCAGCUCCCAAAAUUCAACCCCAUCAAAAGCAUACCUGACCUCGCCGCCCUCAAGCGUCACUAUGACCUCUCCGAUGGCACCUCUAAGCUCUCUCGCAUCGAUGUCUUCGUCACCACCGCUGACCCUAUAGAUGAGCCGAUACUCUACACUAUAAACUCCAUCCUCUCUAUCCUCGCCGCCGACUACCCAGUCGAUAGACUUGCCUGCUAUGUCUCAGAUGAUAGCGGGGCAUUGAUCCUUUAUGAAGCGUUGGUUGAGGUCUCAAAGAUUGCAAAUCUGUGGGUUCCAUUCUGCCGCAAGCAUUGCAUUGAACCAAGAGCACCAGAAAGUUAUUUUGAGCUGAAGGCGCCGCCACAGACUGGAAGAGCACCGGAGGAGUUCGUGAAUGAUUAUAAGAGGGUGCAGAUGGAGUAUGAUGAGUUCAAGGUGCGCUUAGACAAUCUCUCUGAUAGUAUUCGAAAGAGGUCGGAUGUUUACAACUGCAUGGGAACUUCAGAAGGAGAUGCAAAGGCAACUUGGAUGGCUAAUGGGACACAGUGGCCAGGCACAUGGAUUGAUCCAACAGAAAACCACAGAAAAGGACACCAUGCUGGAAUUGCCAAGGUUGUGCUGAACCAUCCAAGCCGUGAGCAUCAUCAUGGUUCACAAGAGCCCAGCUUCGGUGUCACAGAUGUGCGCCUACCAAUGCUUGUCUAUGUCUCUUGUGAAAAGAAUCCAAGCUACGACCACAACAAGAAGGCAGGUGCGCUGAAUGCACUACUGCGAGUCUCUGCUCUACUCUCCAAUGCACAAUUCAUCAUCAACUUCGACUGCGACCACUACAUCAACAAUUCUCAAGCCUUGCGUGCAGCUGUCUGCUUCAUGCUAGAUCAACGGGAAGGUGAUAAUACUGCCUUUGUUCAGUUCCCACAACGCUUUGACAAUGUUGACCCGACCGAUCGGUAUGGCAACCACAAUCGUGUCUUUUUUGACGGGACCAUGCUUGCCCUUAAUGGAUUGCAAGGACCAUCCUACCUCGGCACCGGUUGCAUGUUCCGUCGCAUAGCACUCUAUGGUAUUGACUCCCCUCAUUACAAACAAGACAACAUAGUAGUUGAAGCUAACAAGUUUGGCAACUCCACACCCUUCCUAAACUCGGUGUCACAAGCCAUAAAGCAAGAAAGGUUUAUCACACCACCACAACUUGAUGGCACAUUUAUCACCGAGAUGGAGACAGUUGUGACUGCUUCCUAUGAUAAAGAAACUGAUUGGGGCAAGGGUGUUGGAUACAUCUAUAACAUAGCCACAGAAGAUAUAGUGACUGGUUUUCGCAUCCACGGGCAAGGGUGGCGCUCUAUGUAUUGUACAAUGGACCAUGACGCGUUCUGUGGCACUGCACCAAUCAACCUAACCGAGCGCCUCCACCAAAUUGUCCGUUGGUCUGGUGGAUCCCUAGAGAUGUUCUUCUCCCACAACAACCCACUCAUCGGCGGCCAGAGGCUCCAGCUCCUUCAGCGCGUGUCCUACCUCAACAUGACAGUCUACCCGGUCACAUCACUCUUCAUCCUGCUCUAUGCUCUCUGCCCAGUGAUGUGGCUCAUCCCCGAUGAAAUAUACAUCCAAAGGCCGUUCACUAGGUAUGUGGUAUACCUUCUCAUAAUCAUCGUGAUGAUACACAUGAUCGGCUGGCUAGAGAUAAAGUGGGCAGGGGUCACAUGGCUGGACUACUGGCGCAAUGAGCAGUUCUUCAUGAUUGGCUCAACGAGCGCGUACCCAACCGCAGUGCUGCACAUGGCAAAGAAACUCCUCACGAAGAAAGGUAUACACUUCAGGGUCACUUCCAAGCAAACAACCGCUGACUCCAGCGACAAGUUUGCAGACUUGUAUGAGAUGCGAUGGGCACCGAUGGUUAUCCCGACAGUGGUUGUUUUGGUUGCCAAUGUUGGAGCCAUUGGUGUGGCCAUGGGCAAAACCGUGGUAUACAUCGGAGUAUGGACAGUGGCGAAGAAGAUGCAUGCAGCGUUGGGCCUGCUGUUCAAUGUGUGGAUCAUGGUGCUGCUGUACCCCUUUGCACUGGCAAUCAUGGGACGGUGGGCGAAGAGACCGAUCAUUCUAGUGGUAUUGUUGCCGGUUGUCUUUGUAGUUGUUGGAAUGAUAUAUGUGGCUCUUCAUGUCUUACUUGCCAAUGUUAUUCCAUUCUAG